CUGCAGCCGGGCGCAGGGACCCCGCGCGGGCGGAGGCAGCGAUGCGCCGGGCAUUGUUCGCCCCGUAGGCAGCGGGGCAUGGGCUCCUCGCAGCCUUUGUCUCCCGAGUGAUCCCGCCGCCUCCCGCCCGGACAUGGACGUGACGGUGUCCGAGCUGCUGGAGCUCUUCCUGCGGAGCCCGCUGGUGACCUGGGUGAAAACCUUCGGGGCGCUGAGCAGCGGCGACGGGGACAGCCUCGGCGUCUACAUGGAGCUGGCAGACGGCGUGGUGCUCAACAAGAUCAUGCUGCAAAUAGAUCCUCGACCAACCAACCAACGUGUCAACAAGCAUGUAAAUAAUGACACCUAUCUUCGAGUUCAAAACCUGACCAUCUUAGUAAGAAACAUUAAGACUUACUAUCAGGAGGUCCUCCAGCAGCUGAUUGUGAUGAAUUUACCAAAUGUUUUGAUGAUUGGCAAAGAUCCUCUUUCUGGUAAAAGUAUGGAUGAAAUUAAGAAGCUCCUGUUGUUGGUUCUGGGAUGUGCUGUGCAGUGUGAAAGAAAAGAGGAGUUUAUUGAAAGAAUAAAACAACUGGAUAUUGAAACCCAAGCUGCCAUUGUGUCACACAUUCAGGAGGUGACUCACAACCAGGAGAAUGUCUUUGACUUGCAGUGGCUGGAGCUCCCAGAUAUGGCUCCAGAAGAACUAGAGUCUCUCUCCAGGAAUAUGGUUUUACACCUCAAGAGGCUCAUUGAUGAGAGAGAUGAAUGCACAGAAGUCAUUGUAGAUCUCACUCAAGAGAGAGAUUAUCUGCAGUCUCUGCAGCCACCAAGUCCCAUGAAAGUACCAAGUCCAGAUUCUUCACCAAACCCAGCCAACCCUCUUUCAAAUGAAGACAAGCAGCACCUUGCAGUUGAACUGGCAGACACAAAGGCUAAAUUGAGAAGAAUCCGGCAGGAGCUAGAAGAGAAGUCUGAGCAGCUUGUAGAUUCUAAGCAUGAAGUUGAGCAGCUUACUGUAGAGCUGCAAAAAAUAAAACAAGAGAAUAUUCACCUGGCUUCAGAUGCUCGCUCUGCCCGAGCAUACAGAGAUGAGCUUGACUCUCUGAGAGAGAAGGCAAACCGUGUGGAGAGACUUGAGAUGGAACUUGUUCGGUGCAAAGAGAAACUUCAUGAUGUGGAUUUCUACAAAGCUCGCAUGGAGGAGUUAAGAGAAGACAACAUCAUAUUAAUUGAAACAAAGGCCAUGCUAGAAGAACAGCUAACAAUGGCAAGAGCUCGUGGUGAUAAACUGCAUGAAUUAGAGAAGGAAAACUUGCAGUUGAAGUCCAAACUUCAUGAUGUAGAGCUGGACCGGGAUACAGACAAGAAGAGAAUUGAAGAGCUGCUGGAGGAGAACAUGGUCUUGGAGAUUGCACAGAAACAGAGCAUGAAUGAGUCUGCACACCUAGGCUGGGAGCUAGAACAACUGUCUAAAAACACAGAUCUUGCAGAUACCAGAAAGUCCUUUGUGUUUGAGUUGAAUGAAUGCGCUUCGAGUCGCAUACUGAAACUGGAGAAGGAUAAUCAGAGUUUGCAGAACACAAUCCAAGAGCUGAGAGAUGCCUCCUUGACCUCCAGAGAGAGCAGCCUAAAGUUUGUGGAACUGGAAAAGGAAAAUCAUCAGCUUAGCAAAAAGAUUGAGAAGUUGCAAAAUCAAAUUGAAAAAGAGAAGCAAAGUAACCAAGAUCUGGAGACCCUGAGCGAGGACCUGAUAAAAGAUAAGGAACAGCUACAAGUUGUCAUGGAGAAUCUAAAAGCUGACAAAGACAGACAGAUAAAAGACCUUAAACAAGAAAAUGAUCACCUUAAUCAAGUAGUCUUAUCCCUGAGACAAAGAUCUCAAGUGAGCAGUGAGGCAAGAGUAAAAGAUAUUGAAAAAGAAAACAAGAUACUUCAUGAAACGGUUACAGAGACUAGUAGCAAACUGAACAAGCUGGAAUUUGAGAAGAAACAACUACAGAAGGAUUUUGACCAGGUUAAAGAAAAAGUGGAAAGAGUUGAAGAAAUGGAAAAAGAGCUCCAUAGGCUCGAGAGAGAGAAUGAACAGCUCACAAAGAAGGCAGCAGCAAUGAAAAUAGUGACAGACAAAGUUAAAGUUCUCGAGCAAGAGAAUGGAAAUCUGGAAGUGGAAAACAGGAAGCUGAGAAAAUCCCUGGACACAUUGCAGAAUAUUUCCAUCCGGCUGGGGGACCUAGAAAGGGACAACAAGCAAUUGGAUGAAGAAAAUCUGGAGCUUAGGAGAGUGGUGGAGACCAUGAGAUUUACCAGCACAAAAAUGGCACAAAUUGAAGCAGAAAAUAAAGAUUUGGAGAGGGAGAAAGAGGACUUAAGGAAGAAUGUGGAAAUGUUAAAAGCAAUGAGCAAGAAAUCGGAGAGGCUGGAGUUAAGCUAUCAGAGUGUCAAUUCUGAAAACCAGAGACUUCAGCAAAUCUUGGAGAACAGCAACAGAAAGAUCCAGGAGCUAGAAAAAGAAGUACAGGGAAUGGAGAGUGAAAAUCAGGUCCUCCAGAGGAACCUCGAGGAGCUGAAGAUUUCUUCCAAACGGCUAGAGAGGCUAGAAAAGGAGAACAAAGCCCUAGAACAAGAAAUAUCUCAGCUUGACAAAGACAAAAAAAUGCUGGAGAAAGAAACAAAACGGCUUUGGCAACAAGUGGAGGUGAAAGAUGCUAUUUUGGACGAUAGUACAGUAAAGCUGGCAGCUGCUGAGAAAGAAAACAAGACACUGGAAAAGGAAAUUGCUCGAUUCAGAGAUUCAUCUAAUAAGCUGAAAGAAUUUGAAAAGGACAAUAAAGAUCUCAUAAAGCAAGCUACAAUUGAUAAAAGAACACUAGCUACAUUGAGAGAGGAUUUGGUCCUGGAGAAGCUGAAGAGUCAACAGUUGUGUAGUGAGCUGGACAAGCUGAGCCUGGAACUGGAGAAGAUAGGAUUGAACAAAGAGCUGCUUCUACAGGAUGACAAUGGCAAUGGCGACACAAAAUACAAGAUUCUGGAAAGCAAAACUGAAUCAGCACUGAAAAAAACACUAGCUGUGAAAGAGGAAAAGAUUGCAAUGUUGGAAGCUCAAGUGAAAGACUCUCUGAACUUGAACCAGCAGUUACAGAAUGAUCUAAAUAUGGUAAAGAAAGACUUUGAUGUACUCAAGCAGACUCAACAGGAUGGGCAUUAUGCUCAGAAGUCGCUGAGGUAUUCUGCAGAGAAACUCAUUCCCAACCACCAAAUGAAUGAGAAAUCAGGAGCAGGACACCAAGAAGCUACUAUGGAGCUGCUGAAACUGAAGGACAGGGCAAUUGAACUGGAAAGGAAUAAUGCUGCCUUGCAUACUGAGAAGCAGCUGCUUAAAGAACAGCUGAAGCAUUUGGAAACACAGAACAUCUCCUUCAGCAACCAGAUCUUGACACUACAGAAGCAAAAUGGCUUCCUUCAGGAGCACAACACUGCCCUGCAGACACAGACGGCUAAACUCCAGGUGGAAAAUUCUACUCUCAGCUCCCAGAGUGCUUCGCUGAUGGCCCAGAAUUCUUUGCUCCAAAAUCAGCAGACAGCCAAGGAGAACGAGAACGAAAAUCUACUGAAACAGAAGGAGCAGCUGAAAACUGAGUAUGAGUCGUUGCUUCGGGACCAUGAACACCUUGCUUCACUGCAUGAGAGGCAGUCUGCAGAAUACGAGAUGCUAAUAAACCAGCACAGCUGCCUGAAAACAUUACACAAAAACCUAGAUCUGGAGCACAAAAGUCUGGGUGAGAGAUACAAUGGUUUAAUGAAACACAAGGCAGAACUGGAAGAGUUGGAAAUGAUUUUAAAAACUGAGAGAGAGGCUCUGCAACAAGAGAGGAGAUCAAAUGCAGUAACCACUGGGGAAAAUCAGAAGCUGAGGGAGGAACUGGACAGGGUGAAUUUCUUGCACAACCAACUAAAGGCAGAGUACGAAGGGCUGCAUUCACACACUAAAGAGCUGAAAACUUCCUUGAACAACUCUCAGCUGGAGCUGAAUCGUUGGCAGGCUCGCUAUGAUGAGCUGAAAGAACAGCACCAGUCCAUGGAUAUCUCUCUGACCAAGCUGGAUAACCACUGUGAGCUGCUGUCCCGUCUAAAGGGAAAUUUGGAAGAAGAAAACCAUCAUCUUCUGAGUCAGAUUCAGAUGCUGAGCCAGCAGAAUCAGAUGUUACUGGAGCAGAACAUGGAGAACAAGGAACAGUACCAUGAAGAGCAGAAGCAGUACAUUGAUAAGUUGAAUGCCUUAAGAAGACACAAAGAAAAACUCGAAGAGAAGAUAAUGGAUCAGUACAAGUUUUAUGAUCCUACUCCAAAAAAGAAAAACCACUGGAUUGGAGCCAGAGCCUUAGUCAAACUAAUCAAACCAAAGAAGGAGACUACAAGGGAACGGUUGAAACCAGCAGCAGAAAGCCCUCCAUGGCAUUCUGAAUCCCCAGAGAUGGUAAACUCUCCAUCUGCCUCACAAAAAUUAAAACAUCAACAGGAGACUCAGGAUAAUAACUCUCAAGGGUCAAACUCUAUGGAAGAGAGAGAGAACCCUGGGGGUUCUUCAAACAAAGUGCUAAUGGACCUAAGGCAUAACAGAGAUUCCCAUCUCGGAGACAGCAAUGACAAUGUUGAAAUCUCAGCAGAGUCUGCAACAAAACAGUGCCGUGUGGAACUGGGUCCCAGGACUUACUCAACCUCAGCUAUUCAUCUGCACACUUCCACCCCCAUCUCCAGGCUCCAGAGCAGACCAAAAGGCUAUAAUUCAGAAGAUAAUCUAUGUGAACAGUCCCCUGAGGUGGAAUUUGCAAGUGCCAGACAGCACGUAUCCAGGCCAAACAGUUUAGAGAGCAGUAGAAAUGCUUCCAGCAGUAGUUCACCUCUCAAUUUGAAAGGUUCCUUAGAUCAUAUCCAUGGUAGAACCGAGAGCCUCAGCAGUGAAGAUAUGGUGCCAAGCAGAGAGACACCAGCCUUGCUCAGAGAGACCUGUUCCUUUCACUCUGCUUCUGCCAUCUUAAGCCCCAGCAGCAGGCAUGAGUCCUCCUCCCACAGGAAGGGUUUGAUCUCUUACGAUAUGCCUCAAAAAGGUACUCCAUCCCAGUCUUACAUAGGCAGGCAACGGUCUGCCUCACCUGGCAGUGAGAUGGUAACUUUGGAAGAGUUCUUGGAAGAGAGCAACAGGCUAUCCCCACCAAAUGACAGCUCCAGUAACAGAGAUGACUUGCUCAGCGAUUAUUUUAGGAAACCAAAUGAGCCUUCAGCUACUGGGAGCCUGCUGGUUCAGCCACCCAGAAAAGAGGCUACUAAGAUACCCACUAGUCUUGUUGCUCCAACUGUAAAGAUGACUGUCACCAAUGAUGAAGGAAGAACGGCCAAGCCUGGAAAUUACAUGAAGCCAAACCUCAGAAAAGUUGAACCGGAGCCUCUGACAAACUCCCAGGGGUCCCUUAAGCUUUCUCACACGCCACAGCACCAGCCCACCAGUGGAAUGCGGCAGAUGGCACAGCCGCAGCAGCCUGGAACCACGAGCAGAAGGAGUACAUCACUGAGCAGAGCAUUUAGCUUAGCUUCUGCAGACCUCCUCAGAGGUGCUGGGCCAGAGACGUACAGGCAGGAGAGCCCUCAGAAGUCAGCAGCAGAUCUGCGUGUGGGCAAGGACACUGUCAGUCAUACCACUAGAGCUUCUACACCAGUGAGCUCCCAGGCAACCUUAAGAGAGAGACCACAGUCUACAAAGGUGGCAGGCUCCUUGCAAGGUGUUGAUUCCCGCUGUCGGCAGCUUGAGGCGAGGCGCCUUUCCCUGGCCUCAUCAAAAGAUGAGAGGCCACUCUCCUUCCAUCAGUUUUCUGCCUCACCCACUGCAUCCACCAGCAAUCUGCAUGUGCAGCAACAGGAGCGUGUGAACCCUGGGCAGCACUACUCGCCAGCUUCACACACUUCCUCUAAAGUCAAACCCAAGCCAGCCCCUCGUACUGGGGAAGUGGCCACAGCAGCCCCUGUCAGAGCUGUUUCCAGCAGCACUGAGGGAAAUAUUUCUCAUGGGCAAGGCCAGGAUGAUGCCCUACUUACCAAAUGCCAGGAUAAGCUGCCAGAAAGCAGCACUGGUACUGUGGAGGAGACCAUGAGAGGAAGUAACUCCAAUAGCACUCCUGGGUCUCCGGAUCCCCAGGGGGAUCAGCAGACCAUUUGGUAUGAGUAUGGGUGUGUGUAACCCACAGAUGCAGCUAGUUGUGUGCUUGUUUGGCAUUGCUGACAUCUGGGUAGCAGUUUGUCUAGACGCUGUGCCAGGUCCUAAAAGGUAUCACUUGUGUGCUGAUCUGAGUGUCCUCUGAGUACUGUUUUCUGGAUGGACAAAGUAUGAUCAAGAGAAACAAAGAGCAAAACUUCAGCCCUUCUUUUGACACUACUGUGCCUAAAACAAAGUAGAAGCCUGAGUGAAUCCCACAGCCAGCUUGGCACCUGGUUCUCACAGGUGUUGAGCAUUCCCCACUCCAGAAGAAGCUCAGCAGGGUCCUCUGUCAUUGCUGCACUGGGCACCCUCCUACCUGCAUUAAAGAAGAGUUCCACAGGUCACACGUGUGCUGAAUCCAACCCCGCCAUUGGUGCAUAAAUUAAUAGUACUGAAAAGGUCGUAUAAAAGCCAAACUCCCCCAACGACAGAACUAGAGACUUGGCUUAAGUAGAUUAAAGAAAGCUGAAGAGCAAAAGCGUGUGGCUUUAACUACGGAUUUGUUAAAACCAGUUCUUGCCACAGCUGCAUUUUGAAGAGGUAACAUGUAGACUUCAAGGAUCACAUCUUAACCUUCCGCACUGGGACUGUGUAAACACAGAGGCCACUGUCAUUACCCCACUGCCUUCACUCUAGCGGCAGCUCAGAGGAUCCUUGACUCUGCAAGCCAAGUGGUGCUGCAUUUUGAAACUUAAGUUUUCUUUUUUAUAUAAACACUGGAACUAGUGCAGCCUUUCAGGGGAGAUGCCAUUGCAAUUGCAAAGGUGGCAUCUCAUGUACAAAAGUGUCUUGUAUGUAUAUAAGAAGCUCAAGUAUUGUAUAAGAAUGCUGUGUAAAUUGUAUUAUUACAUCCUUGUGCGCAUGGCAGCCCACAUCCUAGGCAAUGUGUGGGAUUUUGUCUCUUAGAAAUCCUUGUUUAUGUCUCGAAGGACUUUGCUCAGUAUAGAAAGCAAAAUAAUUUUGUAAACAUGUGAAAGAAAUAUACUUUUAAAAAUCUAUUUAUGUGCAAAGAAAUUCCUUAUAUGUUUCUCUCCAGAGUGUCAUCAGCUGCUUAUGUAUAUAUGAUCAAAUGUGUAUCUCUAAUUUCCUGUUUGUAAAGCUGUUUUUCUUGAAAUAGACUAAAUGGUUAAAAAAAUAAUACUUGUUUUGCUGGUUCUGAUUUAAUCUAGUAUAAGCUAAAACUGAUUCAGCUGAGGAUGUUUUUGUUGUCUAGUAUGUAGUGAUCCAAUUCU
Molecule: messenger RNA, 7461 nt
Organism: Cuculus canorus (common cuckoo)
Lineage: Eukaryota; Metazoa; Chordata; Aves; Cuculiformes; Cuculidae
Gene: CCDC88C
Product: coiled-coil domain containing 88C
Exons: 30
Coding region: 134-6211 (2025 amino acids)
Biological process (GO): cytoplasmic microtubule organization; cytoskeleton-dependent intracellular transport
Cellular component (GO): cytoplasm; centrosome
Molecular function (GO): microtubule binding; dynein light intermediate chain binding
Source: RefSeq, a predicted model, not a curated record